Molecule: messenger RNA, 2610 nt
Organism: Aspergillus calidoustus
Lineage: Eukaryota; Fungi; Ascomycota; Eurotiomycetes; Eurotiales; Aspergillaceae
Source: the annotation of a GenBank genome assembly
AUGAUGAACCAUCAUCUGCCCGCAAUGCCCCAUGGGCAGCCACCCAUGCCUGCUCCUCGGCGCCAGCAAGACCUCCCUUACGCCAGCGGACCUCCCAACAUGCGGUCGCCUCCCGCAUACAUGGGUUACCCGCCCCAGAUGAACGGCCAUCCUCCCCCGGCGGCCUAUUCUCCGCAGCAAUAUCCCCAAUGGUAUGCGCCGUUUCCCCCGAUGCAGAUGCCUCCUCGUCCGUAUCCCAACCCGUAUGCGCCGGCCUUCAUAUCCUCAUACCCACCUGCCCAGCCUUUGAUGGCUCCAGCCCACAUGCCACCUCAGCCGCUCCCUUUACAGCCAAGAACAUCAACUCCCUUUCAAAAUCCGAUGUCGCCUUCCAUUGUUUCCACACCUGCGCCUAUACCUCCGCAGCCACAAUCUCCGGCAGUCAUUCCAGUGCAUUCAACUCCGAGCCCGGCCAUGUCCUCGUCUCCUGCGCCGGUCUUAGUUCACGCCGCUCCGCCUCCUACAAAGGCCUUCCACGCUCCUGUUCCGUGGCUGUCUGUCCCUGAAAUCCCAUUCCCAGCCAGAGCUCCUCACGGCAGACGAAGAAACCGCAACCUGCAGGGGUCUUCUCUUGACGUUGAGCUCCCUGUAAAGGAUGGUCAAAAAGCUCAAGAGAGCGGAUCUACCAAUUACAAAUCUCAGGAAAGCUAUGCCCAGACUCCCUCCGAACCUCAGACGCCGACCAUGUCUGCUGCUCCCUCCAUCGCCGACUCCACACAACCCACGACACCUUCUUCGGCUGUGCAGAGCUCUUCUGCCCGUCUUCAAUCACAGGCCAAGGGGAAGCCCGCUAUCCCCGUCGUUCCAGUGGUUCCGGUCAUCCCUAGUCCUAGCACUCCGCGACAGGGCACUACCAAAGUUGACACUAGUCGCCUCGCCGACUCCGAAAAGUCGGCCGAAAAGUCGGCCGCAGUCACCACCGCCACGGCUGAUGAUACGUCGCCAGAAGCAGCUGCUCAGCCUAACGAGUCAGCUGAGGCAAAGCAAGAAGCUCCCGCGAAGCCAGCAGCACCAAAGUCCUGGGCAGACUUAGUUCGAAACAAAAAUUUGGCCCGUGCUGCAGCCAGCCCCUCAUCGGACGUGGUCAAUGGAGUAGUGCAACACCGGAAUCAGUCUGUUGCGGAUGUCUUACAGAACUUGGGAGAGGAUGUCUCUCAGUACAGUGACAAAGUAGCCUUUCUUGAACCUCGAGGACUUGUCAACACCGGUAACAUGUGCUAUAUGAACUCGGUCCUUCAGAUUCUGGUUUCUUGCGUGCCUUUCUACCAGUUCCUGGACCACAUUGGAAAGCGAGCGUCUCACAGCUUCCAAAGCGACUUCCCAAUGAUUGAUGCGCUUAUCAUGUUUAUGAAAGAGUUCCGUAUUAUCGACGCCGCCCACGACGAAGACCAAUUGCGGAUGAGACUCAAGCCUAAUGAGCUCGAGGAAUACGGGGAGGCCUUUAUUCCAGAGUUCGUUUACCAAGUCAUUCGCCAGCUCCCUCGCUUUAGGGACAUGCGCCGCGGGCAUCAACAGGAUGCUCAAGAGUUCCUCGGUUUCCUGCUGGAGGAGAUGCAUGAAGAAUGCGCUCGUGCUCUUAAGGACUCUACCAAUCCAUCUACCCCAACAUCCGAGGCGGAGGCCACUGCAUCUACCAACGGCGAGGGCUUGGAUGGCUGGAUGGAGGUUGGCCACAAACAGAAAUCUGCCGUUACGCGAUCAUCCGGCCACAUUGCCUCGGAGUCUCCAAUUACAAAGAUCUUUGGAGGCAAGAUUCGGUCCGAGUUCCGUGUUCCCGGAAACAAAGCUUCAGUUACUCUUGAACCUUACCAGCCACUUCAACUCGACAUAGGCUCGCCCGACGUCCAUGAUAUCGUGGACGCAUUAAAGGGCCUAACCAAAUCGGAGAGCAUUCAAGGUGACUUCAACUCUGCUCGCGGACCUAACGUAACCGCCACGAAGCAAGUGUUUAUUGAAACCCUACCCCCGGUCCUUAUCCUCCACUUGAAGCGGUUCCAAUACGACAGUGUCACUCACGGAACUCAGAAGAUCUGGAAGAAGAUCGGAUACCCUCUCGACUUGGAGAUCCCUCGCGAGGUGUUCCCACCCCACCGACGUAACAUUAUGAUGGCUCAAGGCGGUCUGCCUAAAUACCGUCUUAUUGGAGUCAUCUACCAUCACGGCAAGAACGCAAGCGGUGGUCAUUAUACUGUGGAUGUCCGCCGUCAGGAAGGUCGUGAGUGGAUACGCCUUGACGACACGGUCAUUCGCCGUAUCAAGAGCGAGGAGGUCGCGGAAGCUGGGGGUAGGGAAGAUCCCAAGGUGCUAGCCGCCGCGCUGGAACAGCACAAGCGUGACAAAGAUCCCACCAAUAUCUACGAUCAUAUCGAAAAUGACCAGUCCGACGAUGAGCGGGGAUGGAGCCAAGUUAACGGCAGCUCCGGCGGUCACUCUAGCAAGAAGUCCACCUCCGGUGUCAACGGCACUCCGACCCAGUCUGGGGCAUCCUCUGGCGUCCGUACCCCGCUUGGACGAUAUGGAACCCGCGACAACAAGGUGGCAUACCUAUUGUUUUACCAGCGUAUUCCAUGA